Drosophila bipectinata is the source of this 678-nucleotide messenger RNA. RefSeq names its product pre-intermoult gene 1 protein. The record is from RefSeq and is a predicted model, not a curated record. NCBI's taxonomy places the organism in Eukaryota, Metazoa, Arthropoda, Insecta, Diptera, Drosophilidae.
AUGAAGUUGCUGUGGAUCUUGGCAUUGGCUUUGGCAAUUGUCGCCGUGGCAGGUGAUGAUGCUGAUUCGGAGGAAUAUUACGAUGAUGAUUAUAAUUAUUAUGACGAUGACGACACCAAUGAAGCUGGAUCUGUAGCUUCCACAACAGAGGCAAACGCCGCUGUCCCGGCAGCCCCGGCGGCAAGUGCUGACGACUCCGGCGACGACAUAGGAGCAGAUGAUUCUGAUACCAGCUCUGAUACCUCGACCGACGACGAUUACAGUUAUGAUGACUAUGGGUCUGACGAAAGCUCCAGCGAAGACGACGAUGGAUCGAGCAACUCACCCACUACAGGCACCAAGACGGGCUCGAAAAAAGCUAAGAACGGCAAGAAAAACGCCAGGAAAAACGGCAGGAGAAACGGCGGAAAAAGGCUUCGUCGCGCCACCACUGCUGCCCCAAAACGUAGCGCCACUGCGGCUCCAAAACGUCGCCAAGCAGCAGCCGCCACAGCCGCCAAGAAGCAAACGGCUGCCGUGAAGAAGACCCCAGUUGCGUCAGCCAAGAAAAGGCAAACAAACGCGGCCCAAACCAAGAAGGCCAAUACAGCCAACAACAAGCGCAGGCGUUCGGGAUAAUAAAAAGGAUUAAGAAGGAUUAAGCUAAUGAUCCGCGAUAAUUUCAAUAAAAUUUAGUUC